Messenger RNA from Stylonychia lemnae, 4863 nucleotides. The record is from the annotation of a GenBank genome assembly. NCBI's taxonomy places the organism in Eukaryota, Ciliophora, Spirotrichea, Sporadotrichida, Oxytrichidae.
AUGAAGCCAAAGUAGGGAAAUUUAAUUUAACAAUAAUCAGAAUCCAAUAAUUUCUAGUAAAUCUAAUAGCCAUUUGGAAGUAAUUUGAAUGCUAACAAAAGGUUUAAUUAAAACUUUACUGAGACUUCGACUAGCGAUAAAAUAGCCAGAUAAUCACAGUUUACCAUUCCUCAUCCUAAGCCUUAAAAAGAUAUUCUAAAGUUUUCUGAAGAGAUAGUUGCUCCAAAAUAAUUAGAAUUCAAAAACUACUUCCUCAUGAAGCAGUUCAAAAUCCAGCAAGUCUUUGCUAGGCCUGAUUCUUCAUUUAUGGAUAUUUAAACUCUAUAUGAAUCAGAUGAAGUCUAAAAAAUGAUUUAAACAAGCUAAGAGAUUGUGCAGCAUUAAAACGUAAUUCAAGCUUGUAAACAAAACUUGCACACUUAAACCAAUUAAUUCGAAAAUCCAUUUGAAAAUCCAUAUGAGCUAGAGGCUAGAGUAAAUCAAUUUAAGCCUCCUUCCUCUUAUAGGCAAAAGUAUGAUGUUUUUCCCGAAGUGUAUGAAGACUAACAAGAUGAUUAGUUGAACUAGUAGUAUCAAGCAAUGUUAUAUGGAUCCUAAUAACCUUAGUAAUCAUAUUAUUAAGACUAAAUUGAAUUUGAAAUGGAAGAUGAGUCUAUAGAUUUCAAUUAUGGAGGCACUAUGGAUAAGAGUGUUUAUGGACACUCUACAAUCAAUGCUCAAUUCUAGAACUAGUCCUAGCACAUAGAGAACAUUUCUAAUCAAAACUAAUAUUCACAAAAAAUUAACAAUCCUAUCUUGGAUAUUGAGGGGAAAUGCAGUACUAAUGGGUCAAUUAGGGAUUAUAAUAGUACUCUUGCGCAAUAAAAGCCUCCCAAUAAAACCUAUGCUCUCAUUAAUACUAGUUCUAGCAAUAUCAAUAAUUCAGUCAAUCUUGGGACUAGCAAUCCUUAGAGCUAAACUAUGAACAAAAACAAUAAUAUCUAAGCAAUAAACAACAACAUUGUCUGCACCAAUAACAAUGAAAAAGAAAAUAUCAUGAAUAAAAAUACAAAUCAAAUUUUGUAAUAGCAGCUUAACAACUAAGGCAACUCAAAACAAAAUCAAAAAGAGUCACUUACCACUAAUUCUGUCUCAUCGACUAAUGCUCUCUAUUAGUUUUUAAAGAACAAGCAUCUUUCCAAGGAUAUAUAAAAGAGGAUGUCUAGUGAGCAAUCUAAUAAUUUAAGCUCAAACAGCAAUAGUCUGAAGGGAAACUAAUCAGGCAACAGACUAUACUUAGAAAAUGGUCAAAGAAUAGAUGAUGACAAAAGAGUGAAUAAAAAUACUUCUUAAAAUAGAAUUAAUUCUUUAAAGCAGCAGUAGAAUUCUUCAUUGAAGAAAAAUUAAUAGCAGCAUCCUAGUUUGGCAAUUAGAAAUUACGAGACGACAUCUUCAUUGAGCAAGGGUUCAUCAGCAAAUAACACUCCAUCUAAAUACAAUAAUUAUGGGAGUGGGAAUUAUCAAAGAUAGCUAUCAAACAGUUUAAAGAAAGUAAAAAGUGUCUCCUAAUUUCUAAAGACCUCUAAUUUCAAAGAAGGAUCAGAAUAAAAAAACCUGACUAAUGUUAGGAGUUCAUCUUCGACACAAUAACUAGUUGGUUUAAAGCCUGAUUCUACUAAAUCUCCAACUCAAUAAUUUAUAAAGGGGAUAAGCAACACAUCUAGUAACAUUAAUCUUCUUCUAAAUGAUUCAAUGACCCUAAAGCAUAACCCUGUUAACUAAACCUUCAAUAACAUAAGCUUUUAAAAUCAACACUCCAAAAAUUAAAAGAGUAAAAGCAACACUAAAGUAGGUCAAAGUAGCAAUAAUCCUAAUUCUUCACAACUUAACAAUAAUGCUCUCAAUCAAAAUUGGAUGAACACAUUUCUUGAACAUUAUGAUUCAAAGAUAUAAUAAUAAAUAAAAGGGAAGUAAACUUCAGUAUCAUAAAACAGAUAAGCCUCAACAAGUAAUGCUGCUCACAACAGUACUUAUCAGAAAUUUCUAUAUAACUCCCAACAAACAAAUCAAAAUUAAUUACAGAAAUAGAAUUCUAAAACAGGAAUCAGCAUAUCUUUAAAUAAAUCUACUAACAGCAUUACAGCUUUAGCAAAUAAUACAUACUCUGGUAAGAACGCUCAUAUUAAGAAUAAUAGCAGUGUCAAUCAAAAGAGAACUAGUGGAGUGGGGGCAUCAAACAGCACUCCCUCAACCAUCAUAGUUAAUAAUCCUUAAUCUUAAAAUACUUACGGCAAUACCUCUUCUAGUUUGAAUAUGAAUAAAUCAUAUCAGAAAUUAAAUAAGCCAACUAUUUAUUAAGAUCAGAAAGUUGGAAUUCAGGGCAAUUAGGUUAAUCAUAACCAAACUAAUGGUCAUCUAAAUAGUAGUAACCAUAGUAAAACCAUGAAGAAAAAUCUCUCGUUUUUGUCUAAUAGCAAUCAUAACGGAGAUUUCAACAUCACAUAUUCAUCUUAAAACUAUCAUUAAAAUCAAUAGAACCUUCUUAUAAAUAAUGGUAGUGCCAAUAAUCAAUCAAGUAAUAUGUAUAACGGUUCUUCUAAACUGAAUUCUGCGCAUAACAAUAAUAACACUACCACUGCCAGUUCAACAAAUCUCAAUAAAUCAUAGUCUUAAAUUCCACCACCAACUAGUCAGCAAUCUAACUAUCUAAAUAAUACUUAAAGUUCAUCAUAGAAUAGAUAUUCCUCUUUAAACUACCAUAAGAAUAGUCAUGUUAACAAUUAAAUUAAUAGAAAGAAAUCUAAUGCUCCUUAGAAUGGCAGUAACAAUCACCAGCAAAAUACCAUUAGUCAAAACCUAAGUAUAUCAAAUCACAAUAUUAAUUUGAAUAAAUCCUUGCAAAGCCAAUCAAAAAUAAACAUAAAGCCUACUUCAAGUGUAAAUCAAAGUGUGAUUAUUCACAAUACUAACACUUAUGGAGAUAGCAAACACAACUAAAGCAUGGUCUUACAUGGGAAUAAGCGAGGGUUAGUUUGCAAUGACAACUAAUUAAGUUUUCAAUUCGACGAUCUAUUGCGAAACCUUGAUAGGCAAGUAGAAACAUAGGCUCAUCCAAUCAAGAAGUUUCAGUUAGAUGACGAGAUUAAUCUUGAUAUCAUUCCAAAUGAGUAUGAAAUUGAAAAUGGAUCCCCCUCUGGCAUUAAGGGCAAGGAAUAGCACAAUCAAAGUAUGAAUGGUGGCAACUAUCACCAAAGAAGUGGAAGUAAUACCACUCAGAUUAAAAUAGUUGAUAACUAAUCUUCAAAUAGAUUUGAGACAGUCUGCUAAGUAUUGUAAUCUCAGUCUUAGUACAGCCUAGUUGAAAAGGAAUCAAUCAUAAGCAAUGUGUUCAAUGAUAUAAUCUCAUAAAUGAAGAACUAGCAAGAUGCUUAAAGUUUGAAUGUUAUCAAGGAGUACUAUCAAUCUUAGCUGAACAAAUUUAGAAAGGAAGAUAAAAAUACUGAUGACUAUAAUAAGGUCAUUUAAUAAUAUGAAAAUGAGAGAUAAAAGCGAAUACAGGCUGAGAAGAGAAUGACUUAGAUGUUUGAGGAAAUGUAGGCUUAGUAAUAAUGUCUUAUAAAUUAGGAGCAAUACUUAUCAAGUCUUAAAUAAGAGUAUAAGAAACUCUAGGAAAGUGAAAUUAGUAAUAAGAGUCUCAUCAAGUAAAUGCAAUCACUUACAGAUUCUAGAGUAAAUACAAGCAGUGCUGGUUGUUAUAGUAACACUUCAUCAGGUCUUAAUCAUAACACCUCACAAAGUAAUAUAAAAUUAAGUUCAAAUCAUAAGACUAAUCAUUAUUCACAGCAGCAAUAAAUCAUCCCAGGUAGAAUUUCACAUCCAAAUGGCUUGAUGAAUGGGAAGCAAGCAUCAGGCUAGAACAUAAUAGUGAUAAGCUAAAACCAGCAGAGCAUGCAUCACAAGAACAAGAGUGCUGCACCAGUCAUAAUUCCAAAGCUUGACUUAUCAAAGAUUAAGAGAGAUCAAUUCUACGAGAAUAACAAUCAUGAAAUACUGGAGGAGGAUGCUAUUAAUUCAGUCGAUAAAACGCAUGACUUCAUUGAAGAUUAAUCAGAUAUAGAGCCGAGUAGCACUUAUGGCGCUAAUGAUGCUGAAGUAGUAAUUAUUGAUGAUCUUAGAGUGCAUGAUUUCAGUGACUCUGAGGAGUUGAUCUUAAAUGACAUAAAGGCUUUGAAACAAAGUACUUUUGAACUCUAGGAGCAACACGAAAACCAAGUAAAGGAGACUAAAAUGAUGAAGCUUCUGCUAAGUGGAAUGCAAAAUGUUAGCAACGUUGAUGAUGACAUGCUAUCUUAAGAGUUUGAUUCAUACGAAUUAGAUAAGAGCAACCAGUCUGUUUUGCUCAAGAAAUCCUAUCAUAGUGUUUAUAUACCACCACUUGAUUUUUCAAAGCUAAAAAGCAACUACUAACCCUCAACAAAGGAAAGUUAAUAGUAAUAAUACUCAGUUAACUAGUCUCAAAGUCUUAAAUAAUCACAUCUAACUUAUAGCAAUUACCAGAAUAACUACAAAAAUCAAUCAUAAUAGUUAUCAAACUAUGACUCUCAUAAUCAAAGUUAGCAGAAGCUAAUGAGCAGCAGUAAUAAUAUCAGUAAUUACAAUAAAACGUAGAAUCAUUAGAUGAAUCAAAAUAAACAAUAAAAUCUGAAUACAUCUAUGAGUGGAGCAGGAAGCAAACCAACUGGCCUUGGCUUCAAACUAAAUUUAGAUGCUGUAAAGUAAAUGCAAAAACAGGAGUAAGUUGGAUUUCAGGAUGAAUUUAUGGCUAAGAUCGAUGAAUACUCUUAGUCCUGGAGAGAAGCUGCUUUAAAGGAGCAAAGAACCUGA